AUGCUUUCAACCCAUCGCUGGUCGCCCACCAUAAACUCGGCCACCAGGUUCCAAUCAACGGAAGCAGGAGGUGCUGGGGCUAGGCCCUCUCUCUCCUCUUCCGUGGCCGCGGAUGCAGCAGGAGGUGGACUGGCUCUGCUUGGAGUCUAUGCCUUCUACCAUUUCCCCGAGGUCAAGGAGGCUCUCAACUUCCUCCGUUCCGCAGCCCAGUCCUACCUCAUCAUCAUCCCCGGGGCCCAUCCUCAUAUCAAGGCCGUGUUAGACACCAUCGACGAUCUCCAUAACUCUCACAGGGACGAGUUGAAUCGUAUCGUUGGGGAUGUCUACGACGAGGUUAACGUCAUCGUCAAGGACUCACCGAGCGUGGACAUGGGCACGGCCAUGAAGAUUCUUGAUGUGCUUUGCAAGCGUAGCGUCGAGCUCGAGGAGUUGGGGAAGAAAGCGGGGUCGGACGCGCUAAGCUCAUUGAGCUCGAAGUAUCCACAACUCAUGGGAAAGCUUGGAAGCGGGUACGCGGAGCUGAAGAAGUUGGCGAAGUCCAACCCAGAGGCGAAGAAGCUCUGCGGCGAGACAACGAAGGAGAUUCACGAAAUCUUCUCCGAGGGCUUCUCGCAGGAGAGCGUGAGCCGGGCCCAAGACUUGAUCCAGUCGAAGACCACGGAGAUCCGCAAGAUGGCCAAGUCGUAUUCAGAGCAAGCACCUCCCGAGGUCAAGCAAAUCCUUUCCGACAACGCCGACAACUUCAUCGCUUCCACGGCCAUGACUUUGGGGCAAGGUCGGGGAGGCCUGGAAGAAGUUUUCGGGAAGAUCAAAGACGCGGCCAACGGCGAUAUCACCAAGGACAAAGCGAAGAUGAGGGAGAUCGUCGAAUACGUCCGCGCGAAGGCUCAUGAGGCGGAGGAGCAGGGUGGAUGGCCGCCGGAGCGAGGGAGCGAGGGUCUUCGGACCUGGGUGCGACCGAUGCCAGGAGGUGAGGAUGCGUUGAAGCAUGUUCCGGGCGUGAAAGUCUUGGUGAAGCUAUCGUGUGAGCACGGGGAGGAUGCGAAGAAGUUGGCGAAGGAGACUUACGACGACCUGACGAAAGAUUUGAGCCAGAAGGCGAAGGAUGAUGUCAAGGAGCAUUGA
Epithele typhae is the source of this 1125-nucleotide messenger RNA. RefSeq lists its product as uncharacterized. The coding region runs from base 1 to 1125 and encodes 374 amino acids. The transcript is spliced from 8 exons. The record is from RefSeq and is a predicted model, not a curated record. NCBI's taxonomy places the organism in Eukaryota, Fungi, Basidiomycota, Agaricomycetes, Polyporales, Epitheliaceae.